GACCCGCGCCAGCGCCUGCAGCCGGGGCCGGGCCGGGGCAGCGGAGGCAGCAGGGGCAAGUGGCUCCGGAGCAGCGGGAGGCUCGUGGCGGCCGGGGCCGGGGCAUGGAGGCGGUGCUGCUGGAGCACUUCCCGGCGGGGCUGGACUCCUUCUCCUCGCCGCCCUACUUCGACGAGGAGGAUUUCUUCACGGACCAGUCCUCGCGGGACCCCCUGGAGGCGGACGAUCUGCUGGAGCACGACGUGGACUUGCUGAGCCACCAGCUGCAGCAGUACUACCGGGACGGCGCCGAGCCCGAGGACGGCUACUGCUGCGAGGCAGCGGCGGCGGCGGCGGCGGGGGGCAGCUUCCCGCCGUCCCCGGCCUCGCCCGGCUUCCCGUACGAGUGCUGCGGCGCGGGCGGCGCGGAGCUGCUGUCCCCGGGGGCGCGGCUCAAGGCGCUGGGCUCGGCCAGGCGGCGGCGGCGGGCGCGCUCCGAGGCGGAGCUGCAGCAGCUGCGGCAGGCGGCCAACGUGCGGGAGCGGCGGCGCAUGCAGUCCAUCAACGACGCCUUCGAGGGGCUGCGCUCGCACAUCCCCACGCUGCCCUACGAGAAGCGGCUGUCCAAGGUGGACACGCUGCGCCUGGCCAUCGGCUACAUCAACUUCCUCAGCGAGCUGGUGCAGUCCGACCUGCCGCUGCGCAGCGCCGGCGGCGACAGCCCGAGCCAGCCCAAGAAGGUCAUCAUCUGCCACCGCGGCACACGCUCGCCCUCCCCCAGCGACCCCGACUACGGGCUGCCGCCGCUGGCCGGGCACUCCCUGUCCUGGACCGACGAGAAGCAGCUCAAGGAGCAGAACACGGUGCGGACGGCCAAGGUGUGGACGCCGGAGGACCCGCGCAAGCUCGGCGGCAAAGCCUCGCUGACCGACCGGGAGAACGAGCCGCCCUUGGGCUUCGUGUCGUGACUGCCCGCGGCCCCGCGCGGCCGCUGGACGUGCGCCUGCAGCACCGAGCGCCGCUGGGGCAGGACGGAGGCGAGGGAGGGGCGCGGUUAUUUAUCUAUUUAUUGGCGGCGGCGGCGGCUCUGCCCGCACCUCUAAUUUAUCUCCUUGAUCCGGAUUUCGGCGCACGCAAGAGCGGGACAGCCCGGGGCCGGGACUCCGGCCGGACUCGCGCAGCCGCGGACUCUGCAGCCUCUGUGUUCGCAAUAAACCCGGCUCAAA
Alligator mississippiensis (American alligator) is the source of this 1205-nucleotide messenger RNA. It is a transcript of the gene PTF1A, whose product is annotated as pancreas associated transcription factor 1a. The record is from RefSeq and is a predicted model, not a curated record. Gene Ontology annotation, molecular function: protein dimerization activity; DNA-binding transcription factor activity, RNA polymerase II-specific; RNA polymerase II transcription regulatory region sequence-specific DNA binding. Gene Ontology annotation, biological process: developmental process; regulation of transcription by RNA polymerase II. NCBI's taxonomy places the organism in Eukaryota, Metazoa, Chordata, Crocodylia, Alligatoridae. Bases 105 to 947 code for a protein of 280 amino acids. The transcript is spliced from 2 exons.